GGUGAUAGAACUGGCUACAAUGAAGCAUACCUUAGGUCGACUCAGAGCUCUGCAGAGGUGGCAGAGAGACGGAGGUGUGAUGAUAAUGGGGUAUGACAUGUACCGCAUCUUGUCAUUAGACUGUAAAAUCAACAACGACGAGUGGAAGGAGGAGUUUUAUCGCACACUUGUGGAUCCAGGUCCCGACUUUGUGGUUUGUGACGAGGGGCACAUCCUGCGUAAUGAUGGCUCUAAUAUCUCCAAAGCUAUGAAUGCCAUCAAAACUCAAAGAAGAGUGGUGCUGACUGGCACGCCACUGCAGAACAACCUCGUUGAGUACCACUGCAUGGUCAAUUUCAUCAAGAAGAACCUUCUGGGCUCACUGGGCGAAUUCAGAAACCGCUUCAUCAACCCCAUAGAGAACGGCCAGUGCGCUGACUCCACCCCGAAAGAUGUCCGAAUCAUGAAGAAGCGAGCACAUGUACUGCAUUCAGUGCUAGGCGGAUGCAUACAGAGAAGAGAUUACUCGGAGCUUCGACAGUUUCUGCCUCCGAAGUAUGAGUAUGUGCUGGCAGUCAGGGUUUCCCCACUUCAGUAUAACCUAUACCGAUACUACCUUGACCAUUUCACAGGUGUAAGCUCCUUACAUAACAGCAAAAAGAUGAGGCCUGGAGCAAACCUGUUCAAGGACUUUCAGGUCCUCGGCCGAAUUUGGACUCAUCCGUGGUGCCUUCAGCUCAGCUACCUGAGCAAAUUAAAGAAGAAGAGUAAAGGUAAAGCAGGAGAUCUGCCCAAGGAUGCAGAGACCCCUAUGACUGAGGCUGAGGGCUGGUGUGAAGGAAUGAAAGAGAACGAAGGACAAGAAGGGAAUAACACUCACAACAGCACACCAAUUAUUGAUGAUGUCAAAAUUGUCCGUGCAGUGGAAGCAGUAGAGAAUGCACCCAUCAGCUUGAAGCCUCCGAGUCCCGAUGAGCGCUGGUACAAGGAUCUUCUCUCUGAAAGAGAUGCCAAAAUCCUGGAGCACUCAGGGAAGAUGGUGCUCUUGUUUGAGAUCCUGAGAAUGGCUGAAGAACUGGAGGAUAAAGUGAUUGUGUUCAGUCAGUCGCUGAUCUCAUUAGAUCUGAUUGAGGAUUUUCUUGCGGAUUCUCAUCGUGCCAGAGACCCAUCAGCAUUCAAAGCGGGCAGCUGGGUUAAAGAUGUUGAUUAUUACCGCUUCGAUGGUUCCACCAGUGCCACACUGAGGAAGAAGUGGGCAGAUAAGUUUAACAAUCCUGAUAAUGUCCGCGGCCGAUUGUUCCUCAUCUCAACAAAAGCCGGCUCACUUGGCAUCAACCUGGUGGCUGCUAACAGGGUGAUCAUCUUUGAUGCCUCAUGGAAUCCCUCAUAUGACAUCCAGAGCAUUUACAGAGUGUACCGCUUUGGUCAGCUGAAACAAGUGUUUGUGUACCGCUUCUUGGCCCAGGGCACCAUGGAGGAGAAAAUCUACGAUCGGCAGGUGACCAAGCAGUCGCUGUCCUUCCGAGUAGUAGAUCAGCAGCAGAUUGAGAGACACUUCACCUUUCAUGAGCUGACUGAACUUUACACGUUCAAGCCAGACCUGCUCAACGAUCCAAACUCUAAGAAAAGCAAAAGACCGGCUUCUGUGUUGCCAAUGGAUACGGUUCUGGCACAGCUGCUAGAAGACUGCAAAGACCACAUAGUGACUUACCAUGAGCACGAAUCCCUGCUGGACCAUAAACAAGACGAGGAGCUCAGUGAGGCAGAACGGAAAGCUGCUUGGGAUGAGUAUGAAGCUGAGUCACACCCAGCCAGUGUUCCAGAGACUUCUCACCAAGAUGAUUUGGAUUUAAAGACCAAUGAGCAGCUAUUGGAACUGCUUAACAAAAGCAGAACAACUGUUUCAGUGACCUUCAUGGCACUGCAGAAAAUGAGGAUUCACACUGUUGAGGAAUACAUGUUUCUAAUGCGGCAGCAGUACCCCCAGUUGCCUGAGGCCGAGGUAAAGAGCAAAGCUGAGGUCUGGAGACAAUACGAUCUGAAGAGGCAGGAACAUUUAUAUGCUUUUUAUCGAGACGCUCUUGGACAGCAACAAACGCUCACAUUCAGAAUACAAAGCAUACUGAAUAGUCGAAGAAAUGAUGCGACUCAGAUGACUGUGAAGCAGCCUGGACAGACUUGAGCAAGAAAAUUGCGUCUUUGUAGGAGGAGAAAUUUGUAGUUUUUGUUUUAUUACUUAUUUCCUCCAGAAGAUUGAAUGUUUUACAAGAGUAGUUUGCACUGAGCUUCCAAAGUUGUUUAAAACUUAAACAACAGGCCAGUGGUGUCACUUUGGUUCAGCACUUUUUCAGCCUUUCACAGGAAACAUUAUCAUGUAUGUAGUUGUUCACCUGCUUGGCUGUUUCGCUGCUACCAAAAGCUAACUGGUGAACACUGGUAUGUGCCUUGAUCCUUGACCUGUUGAUUAACUCUUCUAAUAUUUUUCUAUAUUAAAUUAAAGUUAUAUAGUAAAUAGUGCACCUUUUAUAUUUUCCUUAUCUCCUGUCACAUGUUGAUCGUAUUGAUCAUUAAAUAUGACUUUUCAAAUAA
Neolamprologus brichardi is the source of this 2568-nucleotide messenger RNA. NCBI's taxonomy places the organism in Eukaryota, Metazoa, Chordata, Actinopteri, Cichliformes, Cichlidae. The record is from RefSeq and is a predicted model, not a curated record.